CACACACACACACACACUCACACACACACACACAUCUUCCCACACACACACAAACACUCAAUCACACUGAGUCGCUGCAUGUUGGAGCAAACGAGUGAAGGCUACUCUGCGCUGCUGCCCGGUUACCGAAAAGCGGCGUUUUGAUUUCGCAGUCUGCGGCGAGCCUCGUCGUGACAGAGUUUGGAGACGGCUGAAGGAGCAGUGAGGAGCGGGGGGAGGAAAAGGUGGUGUCCUCCUGUCAGAAACACACACCCCCCCCUUCUGACACAUGGCUGACAGCGGGAGACGGAAGGGGCGAGAGUGACUCCGGGACAGACAGAGAUCCAGAAACACUCGCACAGAGCGAAAGAGGCAAUUGGCCAUCUGUGGUCAGUCCCCUGCUACUCUGCAGCUGUGUGGGACUCAUCGAACGGUUCUCAGCGACCUCAGGACUUCAGACAGCAGAGAGUGAGAUACAACUCAUGCUCAGAUGAUGAGCCUCGGCUAGGGCAAUGUUAAGGCCUCGCUGGCCCCGGAUUAGGCCCCUGGGGCUGCUUCUUUGGAGGGGUGGCUGAUACCCCAGCUGGAUCUUCCGCUGUCGCCAUCCUCUACAGCUGUCAUUAGUGGCUAAUGAGCUGCUGCUAGAGAGGAAACGGAGAAGGAGCCUGUGGAGAGAGGAGGUUCCAUACAGCUGUUAUUAAGAGGCCCAGAGCUCUCAGACAAGGAAUUCUUCCCUUUUUCUUCCUCUGCAAGAAAGUGGAACCCUUUUAAAGCUCCUUGGAUGUAAUGAUAAAGGGAUAUCGACUUUGGAUGUUUUUUUCCUAGACAUUUGCUUUGAAAAUUAUGCAGUUGAAAGAUUUAUUAUUUUUCCAGCUUAACUUUUUUUAAACUCAACUGAGGGAUUUAAUCCAUCCAUUUUUUGGUUGCAGUAAUUUUGCUUUAGUUUGACACUUGACAUUAUUUUGACCUUCAUAUGCCCUGAAGGACAUUGGUCACCAUGGCAGCAGCCUAUCGAGUAGUAGUGAGCAGUGUGAGCUGCUACAACAGUGUGGUGGUGGACCGGCGCACUCACUCCCAUGCCGUGCACUACUGCUCAGGGCCAUGUGGGGCGCUGUCCCAGGGCCUGGACUGUUCUGUUGCUCACCACGGCACGUGUUCGGAGCUGCUUGUUGCGCCUGAUGCUGCAUACACUGACAACUCACUCAUACACUCCCAUAACAUGAUCACCCAACAACUUCCUCACCAUGGUAAAAUUACUGUCACCAUGGAUGCUAGUUAUAAUGGUGGUCUAGAGAGGGCGGACAGCAGUGGAAAUUUGUCAUUAGGGGAGGAGAGCCCCACAUGGCGUGGUAAAAAGCCCUCCAGUGGCGGAGGAUCCACUGGGAACCUGAGCUCCUCUGGAAGUCUGAAGGACAUCACGGAAGAGGCCAUCAAUCUGGCCAGUGGUAGGGUCAAAGAGUUUUCGUUUGACAAGCUCCGCCUCUCUUCCUCCAGCCAUGUCACCUUCCGGAAAGGUCGUAAAGUUCGUCCUGACUCUCUUAGUCGCCGCUCAACCGAUCUGGAGAUCAUCUACGGACACUUCAGCUCAAAUGUCACCACAAACGGGACUGCUCAUGGCAUGACAAAUGGCUCGGGUACGUCCAAUGAUGAGAACCUGCCACCAUUUGUGCCAGGGAAGGUAGCAAGCCUGGAGGAGACAAAGCUAAAGGGAAGCACAGCCACCUUGUCGUCCAUUGCCAAAAUGAGUGGCGGAUCAACAGGCAGCUUAUCAAGUUUUGGGUCUUUGGACCAAAGUCUGAACACAAUGGCCUCACUGUACCGCAACACCCUGGGAGAGGAGAACCUGAUUGCCCGUCUGCUGGAGAAAACACGAGCAGAGGCGGGCUCUGGAGCAGGCGGUGAGGAUAUCCGUGCCUGCCUUGAUAUCCUUCUCAAAUGUUCUGAAGACUUAAAGAAAUGCACCGACAUCAUCAAGCAGUGCAUCAGACACAAAGCUGGUGAUGGGCCAGAGGACGGAGAAGCCAGUCCGGACAGUGUAUAUCGGGCCGUGAUGACCCGGCUCAGUUCUUAUUUGAAGAGAUUGCCUCUGGAGCUGGAGGGAAUAGGACAUUUGGGAGGCAGUGGGCAAGGGGGGCAGGGUACGCCUGGAGGAGGGCACAGUGAUCUUGCUGAGCUGGUUAGCACUCUUCACUCCAUUCAGCAGGGACCAUACUCUCCAAUAUUUGGCAAUGAGCAACCUCCUCGCUAUGAGGAUGUGGUGCUGUCACCUCCCAUCCCAAAGACUGUUCCUCAUUCUGCUUCCUCCUCAUCUUCCUCUUUGUCUUCUUUAAAGUCCGACUCCAUCCACACAAAAACAAUCCAAAGUUCCCCGUCCAGACCCACUCCACUUACCAAUGGACUACAACAUCCACACCCUUCUUCCAUCACACAACACACACUCUCUCCACCAUCUAUCACAUGCUCUCCCGCCAGCUCCUCACCAACACGCUCUCCUUCUCCUCUUCGUACCUCCCCCACCCCACCGUACACACACACUCCUUCAGUAUCCCCCAUGGAGGCUCUUUAUAUCGAGGAGGAAGAAGCAGAUGGGGCAAAGACACCAGAACAAUUUCCAAAUCAGACACACACUCCAACCAGAGGUAUGAACGCUAUGCAGAACAACAAUGGGAUGACAUUGGGUCAACACAUUCAAAUGUCCCACCCACAAACUUUCCAUAACUCUUCAAAUACUUUAUCGGCCAGCACUGGCUACAGCCCCGCUUGGCCUUCCUCUGUUUCCCCAACAGUCCCAGCAGUCUCACACAGGAAUGAUGACAUUGACAAGCUGCUGAUGGACUUGGAAAAUCUGUCUCAGAGUAUGAGCCACCCCAGAAACCCUGAGCCACCACUUCCAGCCAAAACUAGGAAGAGAGAAGGAGGCAAGGGUAUCACUUCAGGUGAGGCCGUCACCAAACCUAAAAUGGCUCAGUUCCAAGCCCAAAAGCCAGCCAGCCACUUAGCAAUGAAUGGCCCUACCUCCAGGACUCCCCAGUGCCCCAGUCCCCCUCAGGGAGAUAACAGUGUAGCUGUGGUGGGAGAGGAGGAGGAUGGGGCACUGCUACUGAGGAUCCUGGAGAGCAUUGAGAGUUUCGCCCAGGAGCUGGUGGAUUCUGGGGCGGGGAGCACAGGGAGUGCUGAGAGGAAAAGUGGGAAAGAGCGGGAGGUGAUGAGGCUCCUGCAGGGUACAAUGGCCACCACUGCCAGAGUUGAUACCCCUGUGGAAAGCACAAGCCCAACACCUGAUCCCACUGCUCCAUACAUGCACACACAUGCAGCUACAAAACUGCCAGCUGUACCGCCAAAACUCUCCCUGGCAAAUGCACCCGUAGUUUCACCUGCACCGACACCUCUUAUUGCAGUGUCUGAAGUUGUGUUCAAUGCUCCAUCCGAACCUGUACCUAAACCUAUACCUGAAGCUGCCCCAAAACCUCUGCCUGCACCCAUACCUGAGCCUAUAACUGAGUCUACAGAUGCAGUGACAGAAGACUCUACAAGAGCAGCUGAUCCAACAUCCCUCCCUGCCCCUGUAACGUCUGCAUCUGCAAGCUUGCAGUCCUCGAUGCAUCUGGCUGAACCCUCACCUGUGGCAGCACCUGAAACUCCAGCUCCUGUUACCAUCCCCACUGCAGUAGCCUCAAGAGAGGCUGAUGUUGCUGUUGUUGACGCUGCUGCUGUGAGAGACACCGGGUCGACCCUCCUCAUCCAGCAGACUCCAGAAGUGAUAAGAGUCCAGGCCAAACCGGAGAAGAAACCAGGCACACCUCCACCAGCUCCGGCCCUGGCCCCGACAUCACCAACCCCCACUCCGCGCUCACCCAGCCCUCCACCGGCUCCGGUGAUAGUCACCCCCCCUCCCCCUGCAAUCAACAUUCCCAGGUUCUACUACCCCCGUGGGCUCCCUGCCAUGGGCCCGGCCACCAGCCACGACUCAGCCAUCGCUACCAUUGAGGCGGCCUUCACUGAGUUUGAGGAGGAGAAGGCGGACAUCUAUGAGAUGGGCAAGAUCACAAAGGCAUGCGGGUGUCCACUUUACUGGAAGGGCCCCAUGUUCUACUCAGCAGGCGGUGAGAGGACGGGCUUUGUCUCUGUUCACUCCUUCAUUGCAACCUGGAGGAAGUUGUUGCACAGUUGUCACGACGAUGCAUCAAGGUUUAUCUCGUUGCUUGCCAAACCCAGCUGUAACUACCUGGAGCAGGAGGACUUCAUCCCUUUAAUGCAGGACAUAGUGGAUACGCAUCCUGGGCUCACAUUUCUGAAAGAUGCUCCUGAAUUCCAUUCCCGCUACAUUACAACGGUGAUCCAGCGGAUAUUCUACGUGGUGAACCGUUCGUGGACGGGUCGUAUGACCAUGAUGGAGCUGCGCAGGAGUAACUUCCUGCAGACCCUGGCCCUGCUGGAGGAGGAGGACGACAUCAACCAGAUCACCGACUACUUCUCCUACGAACACUUCUACGUCAUCUACUGCAAGUUCUGGGAGCUGGACACCGACCAUGACCUCUACAUCGACCCCAAAGACCUGGCCAGAUACAAUGACCAUGCGUCGUCAAACAGAAUCAUUGAAAGAUUGUUUUCGGGGGCAGUUACUCGGGGUAACGCUGUGCAGAGGGAAGGCAGGAUGAGCUACGCUGAGUUCGUCUGGUUCCUCAUGUCUGAAGAAGACAAGAAAAAUCCCACCAGUGUAGAGUACUGGUACCGCUGCAUGGAUGUGGAUGGCGACGGUGUCCUGUCCAUGUUUGAGUUGGAGUAUUUCUAUGAGGAACAGUGUGAGAGGAUGGAGAGGAUGGGCAUCGAACCUCUCCCCUUCCAGGAUUUGCUGUGCCAGAUGCUCGACCUGGUCAAACCUGAGAGCUCAGGUAAGAUAACCCUUGGUGACUUGAAGCGCUGUCGCAUGGCCCACAUAUUCUUCGACACCUUCUUUAACCUGGAGAAAUACCUGGACCACGAACAAAGAGACCCAUUUGCUGUGCAAAAGGACAUUGAUAGUGAAGGGCCAGAGCCAUCGGAUUGGGAUAAAUAUGCCUCAGAGGAGUACGAGAUCCUGGUUGCAGAGGAAACUGCAAAUGAGCAGCUUCACGAAGGGUCCUUUGAUGAUGAUUAUGAGUCCGAGGAGCUUCAAGUCUCAGGAGAGAUUGGGAAUAAAAUGGAAAAACUGGUCAUUUCAGACCUGACAGCAUAAAACUCUUCCCUGGAUUCCUGGGUAUUUCAUUCUGGAAAACAAAUUGGAAAAAGUGAUUGAAGGUCCCUUCAGAAUGGAGCAUCAAAAGAUGCAUGGACGGAAAGACAGAGAGAAACAGGUUUCGCAUCUGUUUCUCAAUGACUCUGGAGCCUCCUCAGAGCGCACUCAUCGUUUUUCUUGUGUGUUUUCGACCAUAAACCAGUACUGUUCUGUGUCUGGUGCAAUAACGCAUCUGUAUUUAUACAGAGAACUAUUUCACUGCCUCCUUGAUCCGGCCGAGAGAACAAAGCGAAAGAUGGUGGGGAGAAAUGUACUAUAAGCUCUUAAAGUAAUCAAGACAAAUACUCUCUGUAUACUUAUAAUGUAAAUGUGAAUUUUUUACAGACAAUCCUGCCAAAAGACAAUCAUCUGAAGGUAGACAGACAGAGACCUAGAGUUACACAAACAGUGUCCUAGUUGGCUAAAUAUGGACACAGAAACUUACAAUUAUAGUGAUAGGAACUGAAAACGAGCAGUCAUCUGCUCAGUAAUGACACACACAGACAGACACUGCCAUCAGAAACCUGCUGCCUGUGCAGCAUGUCACUAUGUUCCUUGUUGAAGGAAGUUGUUAAACCUCCAGUCCCUUCAGGGAGGAAUCUUGUGACAGUAUUGCUGAUUGUAACAGCACCUCUCUGUGGCCGCCCUGUGCUACUGCAGGACAUCACUGUCAUGCUCGGUGCAUAAUGGCUGGCCAACUUUUCCAAGAGGGAGUUCAGUUUACUGCACAGCCUGAGCUGCUCUAUUAUUAGUGCAGCCCUAUCAGCGCUCCACCUCUGGACUCCCUUUGCAAUUAUUUUUAAACCCUAGAAAAAAAGUGUCUGACUUCAGUCAGGCCACAGUGAGGCAUAUGCACAUAAAAUGAUGCUAUUGACAAACAUAUCAAACUCUCUGGUAGAGUUGCCCACACAUUUCCCCCUGUAACAUUUGCAAUAAUGCAAUAGAUAUGCAUCCGAAAUCUGAGUUGUUUGUGUCAGUCUCAUGCAAUUAUUCAGCACAUCCCACUGUGUCUUUGUCACUUCCUUGUUGAUUAUGUACAGUACCUGGUAAAUACUUUGAUCUGUUUCUGAAAUUUAUGCCAACAUUUUUUUUUCUGCUUAAACAUCUCUUUGUCAUGAAGCGUUUGUUAAUGAAACUUUUUGUACACACCACUGCCUUUUAAAAGGGACAGAUCCCCCAAAUAAUGACUAUUCUCACACCUUAAGUAUUAUCUAGCCUGCCGAUAGUUUUGGUUUUAUUUGCAAAAGUUUUAUGAAAUGAAUCUAUGCGAUUUCACCUCAACCAUACUACAGCAAAUAAGGGGAUUGUUGUUUUAUUGAAGCUACUUAAUUUUUCCAGGCUUUUUGCAACAACAUUCUUUUUACAUUAUGAUUGUGUUUAAUUGGAGGCAGAGAUCCCGGAGAUGGGUGUAUUAGAAUGAAAUAAAAUCAGAAUUGUUUUCAUUUAGCCUUUUAAUUUAAAUAAAACAACCCUUUACCUCUGUUACUUACUGUGCUGCACUCCCAGAGACAGCUGCAUGUGUACACUGCCCUUACUGUAGUAGCUAGCAGCGUGUGUUUGCUCAGAAAUCAUGAUACAGCGGUGUGUUUUAGGAGCGUGUGAUGCUCUGUGUAGCUCUCAGUUUCGGGCUGUUAAUACGUCAUCGUUGUUGCCAUGGGGAUGGGGUUCCCAGGGUCAGUGUGUGUGUGCACGCUAGUAUAACUCUUUAAUUAGGAAAGGGACAGCUUUUGUCCCCAAUGGCUCCGAAUUCACUGCCAUAUACCUCCUUAAGAGGCAUUUACUGUACACAUAUACACACACACACUUUAUUUGCUAUUGGAAAGGAGAAAGCUAGUGGAUGCUGUAAGGCUUUAAGGACCUUAAGUUUACCCUUUAUGCUCUAUUGCCAUUGUAAAUGUGCCUGACUGUGUAUUGAAAUAUAUUAUUAUAAUAAUAACUAAUGAUAAGCCAUUAUAGAUAUAACGGCUCAGAUUUGUUGUUGUAUUUUGAUGGUUUGUAUUGCUGUGCCACUGUGUGGCUCGGGAUAGGGGGGUAAAUUAUGAUAGAAGAUAUCAGCUGUAUGUUUGUGUGUUCGAUGCACGGUGGAUAUCAUCAGAAGAAAAUAAGGGGUCUGACAAUCACAAAAUAUGAGAAACAUCUCAUGUGGAGACCUCUGAGACUGAUGUUCUCUUCGCUGUGGUGACACACACACUCACACACUCCCAAGGAGACCCGCUCAUGGAGACAGUGUUUUAGAAGAACUGUUGAAGGCAGUGGGACCCGAUUAUGUCCUGGUACUCACACACGCAGCAUCAGGCCGGGAGACAAGCCAUGCAAGACUUUGAUUUUGAAAUGAAAUCGCUACUUUGAUAUGUAGACAGAAGAUCUUUAUUUUGAUGUACUUCCUCUGUGCAGAGGAGACUUGAGUAGGCUGAGACGUGUUCAAAUACUGAUGAUUAUUGUAUUGGCAUGGUCAUCUUUCUUUCUCUUUCUUACUUACUUUCUUUCUUUCUCUCUUACUUUCCUUUUCUUAUUUUUUCCUCCUAAUACCCCUCUCUUCGUUCCCUUUUCUUUGCCCUGCCUUGUCAUUUGUUGCUUUUUCUGAAGUUUAAAAGUUUAAAUAAAAAUAUGUUUCAAGAAUAAUAA
Molecule: messenger RNA, 7858 nt
Organism: Eleginops maclovinus (Patagonian blennie)
Lineage: Eukaryota; Metazoa; Chordata; Actinopteri; Perciformes; Eleginopidae
Gene: ppp2r3a
Product: protein phosphatase 2, regulatory subunit B'', alpha
Exons: 13
Coding region: 977-5194 (1405 amino acids)
Biological process (GO): protein dephosphorylation
Cellular component (GO): protein phosphatase type 2A complex
Molecular function (GO): calcium ion binding; protein phosphatase regulator activity
Source: RefSeq, a predicted model, not a curated record